CGAAAAAUCUCCGCCAGUCGCCGUCGGCCACCAUCCCCCUCCCACGCGGAGAGACAGCAAUCUCGGCCACACGUACGAUGCCCAAUGGACGGCAAGGAUCGGCGUUGCCUCUUCUUGCCGUGCCGUACAGGACCCCGUGCGUCCAUCGCUGGCCACAGAACGGAACGGAGGAGCGCGAGGGCGAGAGGACGCCCGUGAGCUGUCCACGCCUCCACGGGCAGGAUCAGGAUUGCAUUAUCCCCUCUUUCUCUGUCCCGUGCAACCACGCCCGCCAUUCUUUUCCGCUGCUUAUUAUUAUGCUUUCUGGCAGCUGCAGCAGCAGCACCUGAUUGGAUUGCUACUGGAUUCUGUUAGCUGCUAUUGGGAGGUUCCGCACCUGAAGCAAUUCAGCAAAUGGUUGGUGAACCAAAUUAAGGUGCACCGUCGAUCACAUCAGUCUCGAUCAAAAGCUAGCAAAGCAUGGCGGGCGCUGGAAGCUCGAAAGGAAUGGCGGACGCGGUGGAGAAGUGGAUGGCGUUCCCCGCCGGGGGCGAGGAGGAGACGACGGGCGGUUUCACGCUCCCGAUGCCUCCGCUGUCGCCGCCAGGCGGGAAGGAGAUCGUGGAGGAGCCAGGCAAUCAGCAGCAACAGCAGGGGUGGUGGCCUAAGCCGGCCGCGGAGCAGCGCGGCAGCGUCAGCGGGAAGCCGGCGGAGCCACGGGGCAGCGGCGUGGGCAGCAGCAAGCCGUCGAUGGAGGGCCGCGCGUCGUACGAUUCGCUGCCGCGGGUGUCGCAGGAGCUCAAGGACGCGCUGUCCAACCUGCAGCAGACGUUCGUGGUCUCCGACGCCACCCGCCCCGACUGCCCCAUCAUCUACGCCAGCGCCGGCUUCUACACCAUGACCGGAUACUCCGCCAAGGAGAUCAUCGGCCGCAACUGCCGGUUCCUUCAGGGCGCGGAGACGGACCAGAAGGAGGUGAGCAAGAUCAGGGACGCCGUCAAGGCCGGCAAGAGCUUCUGCGGCCGCCUGCUCAACUACCGCAAGGACGGCACCCCCUUCUGGAAUCUCCUCACCGUCACCCCCAUCCGCGACGACCAAGGCAAGGUCAUCAAGUUCAUCGGGAUGCAGGUGGAGGUGAGCAAGUAUACGGAAGGGCUGAGCGACAAGUGCAUGCGCCCCAACGAGAUGCCGGUCUCGCUCAUCCGCUACGACGACCGGCAGAGGGAGAACGCGAUGUCGUCGAUGACGGAGGUGGUGCAGACGGUGAAGCACCGGAAGGCGGACACGCCGGAGAUGAUGAUGAUGGAGACGCCCAAGCUCAGCAACGCGGACAAGGACGGCGGCAGCAGGAUGGCCGUGGCCGGAUCUUCGCCGCUGGUGACCCCCGCCACGCCGUCCGGCGGCGGGCUCAAGUCGCCCCUCUGGGACCUCAAGAAGGAGGAGUCGCGGAUGAGCCGGCUCAUGAGCGGCCGCAAGUCCCUCAUGGGGUUCAAGGUGGGGAAGAGGAGCUCCGUGGGGAGCCGGGAGCCGGCGGUGGUGCAGGAGGCGCCGGAGGUGAAGAUGACGGUGGAGCGCACCGACAGCUGGGAGCGCGCGGAAAGGGAGAAGGACAUCAGGCAGGGGAUCGACCUCGCCACCACGCUCGAGCGGAUCGAGAAGAACUUUGUCAUCACGGAUCCCAGGCUCCCGGACAACCCAAUCAUUUUCGCGUCUGACAGCUUCCUGGAGCUGACGGAGUACACGCGGGAAGAGAUCCUUGGGAGGAACUGCAGAUUUCUUCAAGGAGCGGAGACCGACCAGACCACUGUCGACAAGAUCAGAGACGCCAUCAGGGAGCAGAAAGAGGUCACCGUCCAGCUAAUUAACUACACCAAGAGCGGGAAGAAGUUCUGGAACUUGUUCCACCUACAACCUAUGUGGGACCAGAAGGGGGAGCUUCAAUACUUUAUUGGUGUGCAACUUGACGGAAGUGAUCAUGUGGAACCCCUCAGGAACCGUCUCUCGGAGACUACUGAAAUACAGAGUGCCAAAUUGGUCAAAGCUACAGCAGGGAAUGUGGAUGAUGCAGUCAGGGAACUUCCUGAUGCCAACCUGAGACCAGAGGACCUGUGGGCAAUUCACUCACUAUCUGUUUCUCCCAAACCUCACAAAAGGAACAACUCUUCUUGGAAAGCUAUAGCAAAGAUCGUACAAACCGGGGAGAAGAUUGGCUUGAAGCAUUUCAAGCCUGUAAAACCUCUGGGAUGUGGUGACACUGGCAGUGUACACUUGGUUGAGUUGCAAGGUAGUGGUGAAUUAUUUGCAAUGAAGGCAAUGGAUAAAUCAGUGAUGUUGAACCGGAACAAGGUACACCGAGCUAUUAUUGAAAGAGAAAUAUACUCUCUAUUGGAUCAUCCUUUUCUCCCUACACUAUAUACUUCAUUUCAGACGCCAACACAUGUUUGUCUCAUAACAGACUUUUGUCCAGGAGGAGAAUUAUUUGCGGCCCUUGACAAGCAACCCCUGAAAAUUUUCAGAGAAGAAUCUGCAAGGUUCUAUGCUGCAGAGGUUGUGAUUGGUCUGGAGUAUCUUCAUUGCCUUGGUAUUAUAUACCGUGAUCUGAAACCAGAAAACAUCUUGCUUCAAGCCGAUGGGCACGUUGUACUGACUGAUUUUGAUCUCUCAUUUUUGACUUCUUCGAAACCCCAUGUUAUAAAGCAUGCCGCAUCAUUAAAACGAAGGAGAUCGAAAGAAUUUCUCCCCCCUUCAUUUGUUGCCGAUCCGUCCACUCCAUCAAAUUCUUUUGUUGGAACUGAAGAGUACAUUGCUCCAGAGGUCAUCUCAGGUGCAGGACAUACAAGUGCCAUUGAUUGGUGGGCUCUUGGAAUUCUAUUGUAUGAGAUGUUGUAUGGACGUACUCCAUUUCGAGGAAAAAACAGGAGGAAGACAUUUUAUAACAUCCUGCACAAAGAUCUCACUUUUCCUAGUAGCAUCCCAGUUAGCCUUGCAGCAAAGCAGCUAAUCCAUGGACUACUUCAGAGAGAUCCUUCUUCUCGCAUAGGUUCAAAUACUGGUGCAAAUGAUAUCAAGGAACAUCCAUUUUUUGAAGACAUCUAUUGGCCACUCAUACGUUGCAUGAGCCCCCCGGAGCUUCAUGUUCCAUUGAAACUAAUUGGCAAGGAAUCUCAACCAAAAUUGAAUCCUGAGGAAGGUGUGCUUGAUAAAUUUUAAGGUGAAGAUGGCACAAGCCUCACAUAUUGCCCUUUGCAGGACAGGUUGCACGACAUCCAUGUGGUAGGAACGGCAGAACAGUGUAUAUUAUCAAAAAGAGGCUUUCCUGUCCGGUAUGAUAGAAGGAAGUACCGUCUUCAGUGUGUUUUCUCUUUGAGAUUCCAUCAUGUACAUGGGCUAUUCUUUUGGUUAGACUAGGAGCUUAGUGUAUCACGUAAAUAUGAUAUUCUUCUAAAGUUAUCGCUCUUCCUGGAGAUGGUUCAAUAAAAUGUAGUUCGAGGCGGGCGUAUAAUUAUUGUCAAAAGUUUUGAAAAAAUGCUUUUCUUUGCAAUAAAGCUUAUAUUUGUGAAUUAUAAA
Molecule: messenger RNA, 3546 nt
Organism: Brachypodium distachyon (stiff brome)
Lineage: Eukaryota; Viridiplantae; Streptophyta; Magnoliopsida; Poales; Poaceae
Product: phototropin-2
Exons: 23
Coding region: 460-3189 (909 amino acids)
Biological process (GO): protein phosphorylation
Cellular component (GO): nucleus; plasma membrane; cytoplasm
Molecular function (GO): ATP binding; protein serine/threonine kinase activity
Source: RefSeq, a predicted model, not a curated record